GAAAUUAAUUCCCUGAUGAGAGCAAACUUCAAGUUCGAAAUGAAAUCAAUGAGAUCGGAUGUUGAAUUAUAAAUUUAUAAUGAUUGAAUAGUCAAUCUCUUUUGGUAGUUUUGGUGGUUUUAUUGGGUGUUUUUUGAGUUGCCUACCGUAGGAUUUCGUAGGAAAAAUCAAAAGAGAUCCUAUCCUACUUACUCCGUUUCUUCUUUCAACUUCAAUAUUUACCGUUACCCCUCAUUCCUCAUGUCAGUUAUCGCUUUUCGCUUAUCACUAACACAAUCAAUUGCACGUUUGACGUUUGAUACUUAUAGGUACGUUUGAUGCUAGCUGUUGCAAAAUAACUUUCGUACGGUGAAUGUUGAAAAACUCAUGCUGUAGACUAUACGAAACCACAUCCCGUUUCCAUCUCAAGAAUAAGGAAUUUACACGAUGUGGCGUCAAUUUGACGUACGAAUUGGCCAGUUCCUUCUGACCUGUCCAUUUUGUGAACAAGAAUUCAACUCGUUAGCAGAUAGCUUCGAACACGUGCUGAAGCACUUGACGUUGGAUAAAUUACAUCAAGCGAAACUUAUCAAAUGGUUAUCCCUCAAACUGAAUAAUCACGAUAAUGUGAAUGCGAAUGUGAAUCACGUUAGACCUCAAACACAGCUACUAAGAACCGAAGAAUUCAUCGUGAAUUUGCCAGUCAUCGAUAACUACACAAAAUGCCUGUUUUGCGAGAAAUUCGUCGUCAACAACAUAAUGAAUCACAUAUUCGACCAUUUUGAAAUUACCACCCGAAGAAUACUCAUCGAGCUGUGGUUUACACGAUUCCUGCAAUCGGACGCAUCUUAUCAUAUCGUUCAAUCUUGCUGCGAAUACAUAAACUCGAUAAAAACCCAGCGAAUAGAUACGUCGAGUUUAUUAGUUCAGUUACCGUUGUUCGUAAAUCCAUCAACGAAUACCUGCCGAUAUUGUGGAAUGGUUGCCGAUGAUCCAGCCUCGCUAUACGGUCAUUAUGUAGAAUGGCACAGCGAGUUGCCAGUAAAGUACCACUAUUGCAUUAUUUGCAAUUACAAAACUCGAAGUAAUGAAGAUUUAGCGGACCAUGCUCUGAAAGAACGUUUAAAGUGUCCUUGCGGUCGGAAAUUCCGUACUUUAGUUAGGUGUCUAAAACACGUCAAAUCCUGUGAAAUGGAACCGGAUGGAGUAUGUUGCCCUUUUUGUCAAGGUCAAACUUCGGACGAAAUGAUUCUUCGAAAGCAUAUUUCCAACGCUUGUAAGCCAUUCGCCGCUGCAAAUGAUGGCCAACAAUCUGAUAAUUUCGUCAACUUGGACGAUAUCAAAGAAUUUAUAUUGGAUGAACAGUGUUUACAAAUUGGAUUGGAAAUGCAAAAUUUAGAAUAAUAAGUGUUCGUCGAUUUAUGUUAUUUAUUAAUAGGCCUAUUUCGUAUGAUUGGUGGUCAAACUUCGGACGAAAUGAUUCUCUGAAAGCAUAUUUCCAACGCUUGUAAGCCGUUCGCCGCUGCAAAUGAUGGCCAACAAUCUGAUAAUUUCGUCAACUUGGACGAUGUCAAAGAAUUUAUAUUGGAUGAACAGUGUUUACAAAUUGGAUUGGAAAUGCAAAAUUUAGAAUAAUAAGUGUUUGUCGAUUUAUAUUACAUAUUUAUUAAUAGGCCUAUUUCGUAUGAUUGGUGCUGUAUUCUGCAUUCGAUGUGUGACGUUCCGCACUAUAUGCCGAAUGCGCGUGCGUAGUUUUUAAUACAUUUUACCUAUAGAUAUAAGUUUGAUUCGAGUUGCACCAUUGUAGUAGCUCUCACAUGAAAUACAUUGUUGUUUUUGCGUC
Messenger RNA from Planococcus citri (citrus mealybug), 1822 nucleotides. RefSeq lists its product as uncharacterized. Lineage: Eukaryota; Metazoa; Arthropoda; Insecta; Hemiptera; Pseudococcidae. The record is from RefSeq and is a predicted model, not a curated record. The coding region runs from base 427 to 1383 and encodes 318 amino acids. The transcript is spliced from 4 exons.